This is a messenger RNA of Cooperia oncophora, 357 nucleotides long. NCBI's taxonomy places the organism in Eukaryota, Metazoa, Nematoda, Chromadorea, Rhabditida, Trichostrongylidae. The record is from the annotation of a GenBank genome assembly.
UUGACAAUAAUUCAUUUUGCAAUCAGGCGCAAUCUUCCACACCCUCAUGAGUGGAUCUCGAGCAUAAAUUCUUGGACCAACUUUCUUUUCCAGAAAUGGGACCCAGGACUUUCCAGUGACGCUUGUAACGAAGCAAGAGGUGUUGUGGCCUCUAAUGCACCUCAUAAAUUCACGGCUGAAAGAACCUUUGCGAGAGGUGGGUCAGUCCCAGUCAUGAUUGGACUAACCCUAAUAAACGGUUUGGGAGACGAAACACAAACGCAGGAUGUACGCAACCUUCCUGCACGCACCAGGUAUGGAUGCAACAGCUUCUUCAAAGGGAACCUAGUAAAAGUCGUCUGUGUCUACAAGGAAUGA